GUCAUUUUGUGCGGAGUGUGGAACCAGAUAAAUGAAAUGCCCUUUCCUCUUCUUUUGAAAUCCAAGGCGGGAGGGAGAUAACGGGGCGUCCAUGGCAGAAACCCUAACAUCGUCCCAGUCUGCUACGGAAUCGAUCCACUUGGAAAGCAUUCGCAGUCGCUUGAAGGUUCUCUCUGAGACGCGAGACAACCUCUUGAACUCUUCUGAUGCCUCAUCGGAGGAUUCGAAGAUGUUAGAGGGUUGCAUUUUCAAUUUUGAGGAAAAGCUUAAGCUGCUCGAUGGGCAGGAACAAGAUGUUGCAUCUCUGAGCCUUGAAGAAUUAGAUGCAUAUGUGGAUAAAUUGAAAAAGGCGAUCUGCUCAGCGGAAGAAGAGAACUCGAAAGUUUCCAGUGAAAUUGAGGCACUCACAAAAAUGUUUGUUGAAGUCUCUGUUCAAUUGGAUGGUGAAAUUGAAGCAUUGAGUUACUCAAUGAACUUCAUUGAUGCAAAGGGCUUAAAUUCCUUGAGUUCAAUUCAUGCUGAUGAUGGGGUACUCAAUGGAGUGAUGCAUGAAAGCCCAUUGCACUUGUUUAACGCGUACAAAUUUGAGAUUUUUGAACUUAAUCAGCGGAUUAAGGAGAGUGAAGAGAACCUAAUCCUUUUGCAGGAUAUCGAUUAUGCUUUGAAAAGGUUUGAAGCAGAUGGACAACUUGAAGCUAUGUUUUCUGGAUUAAGAGUUAUUGAUAUACAAGGAUGUUAUGUUAGGUUGUCACUAAAGACAUAUAUUCCGAACAUAGACACCAUUCUUCUUAGGCAUAAAGUGGAUUUUGUGGAGCCACCUAUGUCUGAACACGAGAUGCUAGUAGAAUUUUCUGAGAGGAAUAUGGAUAUAAAGAGCAUUGAGGUAGAUUUGUUAUUACAAGUGAAUUUACUUUUAUAA
Zingiber officinale is the source of this 919-nucleotide messenger RNA. RefSeq lists its product as uncharacterized. The record is from RefSeq and is a predicted model, not a curated record. The transcript is spliced from 8 exons. Lineage: Eukaryota; Viridiplantae; Streptophyta; Magnoliopsida; Zingiberales; Zingiberaceae. Bases 92 to 919 code for a protein of 275 amino acids.